AUGGGUCGUGCUAACGUGGGUAUGGGUCGUGGUAACUUAGGUAUGGGUCGUGCUAACGUGGGUAUGGGUCGUGCUAACGUGGGUAUGGGUCGUGCUAACGUGGGUAUGGGUCGUGCUAAUUUGGGUAUGGGUCGUGCUAAUUUGGGUAUGGGUCGUGCUAACUUGGGUAUGGGUCGUGCUAACGUGGGUAUGGGUCGUGCUAACGUGGGUAUGGGUCGUGCUAACGUGGGUAUGGGUCGUGCUAACGUGGGUAUGGGUCGUGCUAACGUGGGUAUGGGUCGUGCUAAUUUGGGUAUGGGUCGUGCUAAUUUGGGUAUGGGUCGUGCUAAUUUGGGUAUGGGUCGUGCUAAUUUGGGUAUGGGUCGUGCUAACUUGGGUAUGGGUCGUGCUAACUUGGGUAUGGGUCGUGCUAACGUGGGUAUAGGUCGUGCUAACGUGGGUAUGGGUCGUGCUAACGUGGGUAUGGGUCAUGCUAACGUGGGUAUGGGUCGUGCUAACGUGGGUAUGGGUCGUGCUAACGUGGGUAUGGGUCGUGCUAACUUGGGUAUGGGUCGUGCUAACGUAGGUAUAGGUCGUGCUAACUUGGGUAUGGACCGUGCUAACGUGGGCAUGUAA
Procambarus clarkii (red swamp crayfish) is the source of this 615-nucleotide messenger RNA. RefSeq names its product golgin subfamily A member 6-like protein 2. The record is from RefSeq and is a predicted model, not a curated record. NCBI's taxonomy places the organism in Eukaryota, Metazoa, Arthropoda, Malacostraca, Decapoda, Cambaridae.